Molecule: messenger RNA, 4358 nt
Organism: Petromyzon marinus (sea lamprey)
Lineage: Eukaryota; Metazoa; Chordata; Hyperoartia; Petromyzontiformes; Petromyzontidae
Product: calpain-2 catalytic subunit-like
Biological process (GO): proteolysis
Cellular component (GO): cytoplasm
Molecular function (GO): calcium ion binding; calcium-dependent cysteine-type endopeptidase activity
Source: RefSeq, a predicted model, not a curated record
AUAAUCCAUGUGGGGGUGUAUAUUGGAAUUGAAUAGGUAGGUGGUUUUCUGCUAGUCUGAACACGUGGGAAGCGUUGGUAUUCCUAUAAAGCCUCAAGGCAUAGCGAGUAAACAGAAGCUCAAAUUUCAUAUGUGUUGAGACAGGCAGGCGUUGGUGUUAUAAGGUGAGAGCUGCGUUUUUGAAUGCAUUCAGUCGUUCUGACUGCUGCAACUUUUUUCGCAGCUCACGUUUGUUUUCACUGCCCCCGUUUUAAGUACACAUCUUGCCCAUCGCAGUCAUGAUUCGGAACUUUAAAACAAAAUCGAAGACGUUUCAGGAGAUAAAGAAGGAGUGCUUGCAGCGCAAAAUUCUUUUUGAAGAUCCCGACUUCCCAGCCAGUCUGUCCUCACUGCAUAUUAGAGUCCAGCCGACGGUCAUCACACAGUCUAACAAUUUCAUUGAGUGGAAGAGACCUUGGGAACUCGUUCGUCACCCAGAAUUCAUUGUGUCUGGAGCCACCAGAGCUGACAUCAACCAAGGAACUCUACCUGACUGUUGGCUCCUCUCCGCGAUCGCAUCGCUCACCCUUUACCCUGAUCUGCUGGCCAAGGUGGUGCCCAUGGGGCAGAGCUUCCACGAGGACUACGCUGGCAUUUUCCUCUUCCGUUUCUGCCAGUACGGCGAGUGGGUGGACGUGCACGUGGACGAUCGCCUGCCCACCAAGAAAGGGGAACUCGUGUUCGUGCAGUCGGGCACCGGCAACGAGUUCUGGAGCGCCCUGCUGGAGAAAGCCUACGCCAAGUUGAACGGCUGCUACGAGGCGCUGGCGUACGGAUUCCCCGUCGAGGCCCUCUGUGACUUCACCGGAGGUGUGGGCGAGACGUUCACGAUGAACAAUGCGCCCCGCGACUAUUGGGACGGCAUUUCCCGUGCCAUCAAAAAGGGCGCCAUCAUCUGCUGCGGAAUCGAGGGCCGUGGAGAGAAGGUUACGCCAAUGGGUUUGGUGGAGGGACACGCCUACUCAAUAACAGGGGUGAUAAAGCUCAAAUUCCCGGGGAAGACAGUUCAGUUGAUACGAGUCCGGAACCCCUAUGGCAAGGUGGAGUACACGGGACCGUGGAGUGAUGGGUCCACGACGUGGAACGAGGUGCCGGAGGAGGACCAGAAACGUCUGCACGUGAGGGCGGAGGAUGGAGAAUUUUGGAUUUCAGACAAGGACUUCAGGAAGAACUUCCACCUGGUGGAGAUCUGUCACCAGGGCUCGGAGGUGGAGAUAGAGCACAGGAAGAACUUGUGGAUCUGCGAGUUGCACAACUCGAUGUGGCUCAAGGGCCUCAACGCCGGCGGCAGUCGCCGGCACCGCGAAUUUCCACUGAACUACCAGUUCUUCCUCACGCUGUUGGAGGAGGAUAACGUCAUGGACGUCUGCCAUGGCUGCCACUUCCUCCUGUCGCUCACGCAGAAACACCGCAGGAAGUUCCGCAAAAUUGGAAUCGACUUCGUCCCCAUCGGCAUUUACAUUUACAAGGCGGUGGUGCCCGGCAAGAAGCUGACCCCACAGCAGUUGCGCAAGGAGAAGCCCUUGGUCGAGAGCCCAGAGUUCAUCGCGCGCAGGGAGGUGACCAUGCGGAUGACUCUUCCGCCUGGCAACUACAUCAUCAUUCCCUGCACCGAGUCGGCGGGCCAGGAGGCGCAGUUCCUGCUGCGCAUCUUCAUGGAGAAGGCUCAGCAGCACCAGGGGCCUAAACCACUCACCGUGCCAAAGGUCAGCCCUCCUCCCGCAGAGAACUUUGAUAUGGAGGAGUCCUUCCUACAGGUGGCUGGCAAGGACAAACUCAUCAAGGCAGACAAACUUCAGGCGCUCAUCACUCUUGAAAUUCAAAAAUGCAUCACAGACACGACGGUGGUGGUCGACAAGUUCUCCAUGGAGAGCUGCCGCGUCUUGGUCGCUCUGUUCGACAUUGACAACUCUGGACAGCUGGGAUAUGAAGAAUUUCUUCUCGUCUGGGAAUUCAUCAAAAUGACUCUGAAGACCUACAAGAUGUGCGAUGUCGAUAAGUCGGGUACCCUCAGCAGUACGGAACUUCCCAUGGCUUUGGAGCAUUCAAGAUUCAAGGUGGGCAAGCUGAUGCAACGGCUGAUCAUGAUGCGCUUUUCCGAGCCCAACCUCACCAUAAGCUUCGACAGUUUCGUCUGCCUCCUUGCCAAGAUGUACACUGCCUUCAACAUCUUUAUAUCACUUGAUGCAGCUGGGACGGGAACCAUAACCCUGAACCUCCAUGAGUGGAUGAAGUUUAUGGUCUACAGCUAAAUCGACAGAAGAAACAACAUAAUUCACAUCGAGUGCAUAUAACCAUGCUUGCAGCUUUUGCUUAUGUAUCAUUACGGGUGGCCUGGCUUAUGAAAAUAAAAUGCUCAUGAAUACGAUUAUAGUUGUUUGCAGGCACUGUACAAUGUGGCUUCCACUCUAAACAUGAGCUGACUGAACCCCAUUAAGCACUGCUGAACUUCUAAAUUCAGCUGAACAAUUUUCAAGAACCACCUAAAGUCCUUGAUUCCAUUAUCUAGGGUGCUUCCAAAACCACGUUUAGUUUGACCUCCGUUUUAUAACUUUCAAGGUACCUUGUUUUUGACUAACUUGUCUUUCCACAAAUGUAUGUUCAUAAAUACCUGGUGGUGCACAAUACAGCUUGGUGUGUACCCUUGAACUAGGAAGGCCUCCGCAGUAUCAGUUCAGGAAAAAAAUGUCACCCUUUAAUAAACCAAGACACUAACUUGAUACGAACAAGAUGCUGUGCAUAUGCAAAUAUUUCUGUUCAUAUUCAUUCAAAAUACGCAUGCCGAGUAAAUCAUAAUUGACCAUACUUGAAAACAUAGUAAACUUGGAAAUAUAAUGCAACAGAGUUGGCCAACAAAAACAGUCAACACCCCACCUGUUUCCAAGUUUACUAAGUUUUUCUCACUUAUUCGUACCUGAUGAUGGUUGCUUGCUUGUGUUGCAAUCGAAACGUCGUAUUCUAUUAUUUUAUUUAUACGCAACUUUACCGAAAGAACCAAAGAGUAAUUCCUGCAGUCGCGAAAGCUACGAAUCAUAAUUGACCAGUUUACAAACUGCAAUAAAAUUUAACUUGAGGACUCACCUUUUCCAAUUUUGUAUUUGCUAAUACAGGGGACCCCUCCCCCGCUUUCACGACCUUUCUUGUGGUUAUGAAGACCCCCACAGUCAGGAUCUGUACUCGUAUCGACGACCGCCGAACGACUGCUUCCGACGUAGUCAAUAGGCGGCGCAUCCACGCAUGCCAUGCUCACACUCGUCGCCAGACGGCGCUGCUUUGCUCUUCCGCCGUAUUUAAUGCAGAACCCGAGUCUUCAUAGCCAUCGACCCAUACGGGUUACCCGUGUUCUUGUACAGGGAAAUUGAGUUCAGGUCCAUACGGCGUACAGCCGUUUCAGUACGGGCAAACAAAAACUGUGUUUGUAUUUCUCACUCGUGGAUGGGACUUUGUAGGAUGAACGUUGAUAUUUAUAAGGGCACGGGGUGACCAAUGUCUGAAUUGGUCUGUAAUAAGGUAGGCACUGAUAAGGGGUUGACAGGUAUGCAGUCUGCAGCUGCGCCGAGAGUGAACGCAGUCUCUUUCUCAAUGCUCUUUCAUUUUUGUAAAUUUUCUGCAAAUAAAAAAAUCGCCUUUCACUACGUCUGAGAAGAGGAAAUGUGAUGCACAUGCCCAAAAGCACUUAACGAUUUUUAAAUGUUUGCUUUUACUUAAUGUUGGGAUAGAUUAUAUUAAGCGACCAUAAAUGUUUCUUCGGGUUUUCAUUUAUUUUCGCGGUCAAUUUUGGUCUUUUUAUGGACUGGGUUUCCACGGAAUUGUAACAUCACAUGUUUCCACGGAAACCCAGUCCAAUGUAUAGCGUUGCGCCUAUGGGAAAUGAGGGUUCCAAUUACGACGGCUCCACUUGCGAGCGUCGUCCAGGAACCAAUUAGGUCAUGCGUGGCUCACCUGUAUACUCGCACCGCAUUUUUAUAAUUUCACGAAUUGUAACACUUCUAGAGUUCGUCUACUCACCAUUUCAUGCUCAAGGAAAAAAACGUCUCAUCAGACCUCCUCCUGGGUCGUUUUCCUCAUCAGCCGAGGUCACACCACUGCCAGAUGAAGGCCUCCUAACCCAUUUCCAUCUAUCACGAUGCUGCGAUGCAAUAUCCACCUAACGCUUCCAAACGAGCUUUCAUCGCUCCAUCUCUUCAAUUAAUAUUCUCUCAGAAGCCUCCCAUUCAUUGGCUGCCACUCCCCUUCAUUACUCUUGACCAUCUACCAUCAUCCCUGUUUUAUGUUCAUGAACAUCCACACACCUUUCAUGAAAUAGAGGAUCUUCAAAA